Molecule: messenger RNA, 3065 nt
Organism: Sphaeramia orbicularis (orbiculate cardinalfish)
Lineage: Eukaryota; Metazoa; Chordata; Actinopteri; Kurtiformes; Apogonidae
Product: volume-regulated anion channel subunit LRRC8D
Exons: 6
Coding region: 130-2802 (890 amino acids)
Cellular component (GO): cytoplasm
Molecular function (GO): protein binding
Source: RefSeq, a predicted model, not a curated record
UGAGUGGCAGCCAGCCUAGGAGGAGUUUUGUUGUACUAAGUUUUGUGAGUUUUUCACAGCAGAACCGGACAGCACUGGAAUUAAGGUUUUCUGGAGGAGAUCAGAGAGAAAAUCCUCCUCGAGAUCACCAUGUUCUCUCUGUCAGAGCUGGCUCCUCUGAACCAGCAUCAGCACAGAUCUAAACUGCUGAAGCCCUGGUGGGAGGUCUUUAUGGACUACCUGGUGGUCCUGAUGUUGAUGGUAUCUGUUCUAGCGUGUACGGAGCAGCUGUCCCGGGACAGAGUGGUGUGCAUUCCCUUGGAUCCACUCACCACCAAAAAUUCUAGUCGUUACAAUUCAUCAUCUGCUGUGGCUGAUGUGGUGCUGACUGCACCUCUGAAGCAAGAAAACAGCAGCCCAAAUCUUCAUUCUACAGCCCAGGGUCGACGCACACAUCUGGUCUAUCAGCAGUAUGUUUAUGUUAGUCAGGUGUGCUACCAUGAGGCUUUGCCUUUAUCCUCCCGCUUCUUCCCCUACUUGGCCUUGAUGCAGUCUCUGGUCCUCGUAGCCAGCGGUUCUUUCUGGCUCCACUUCCCUCACACCUCUUCCCGUAUUGAACACUUCUUGACCAUCUUGGCAAAGUGCUGUGAGUCUCCUUGGACAUCUCAGGCCCUUUCACAUGCUGCCCAGCAGGAGAACAUCCACACGAAGGAGGUGAACGUGGAGACACGACCGCUUCCUCCCUCUUCAUCAUCUUCACCCCAAGUGAUGUGCACAAGACGUCCAAGCAGAGACUCUGGCACAGACAGUCCGCUUUUACAGAGGUCAGACAGUGCAUCCACCGCAGCCCCUCCCUCCCCAUGCCCGUCCACACUGUCCUGCAGCUCCACCAAAUCAUCUAUAUCCCUCAGCUCCCAAGUACUGUUAGCUUCUUCUAAGCCCACCAUCAUGACAAAGGGUCCCAGGCAGGUCAUAAGUCUGGACAGAAGUGAUGGGGAACAGGCCAGGGCACUGUUUGAAAAAGUCCGCAAGUUUCGAUCCCACUGUGAAAGCUCCUCUGUCAUCUAUAAGGUCUACUUGGCUCAGACUAUAUUCAAGCUGCUGAUGGUUUUGCUGAUCGGUAGUUACACUGUCCCUCUCAUCAGCUCCUUCUCCUUCACCCACACCUGUCACCCUGAACAGCAGUCUCUGGUGGGCUACACUACCUUUGAGUGCAUCCAUGUGCUCUCCUCUCUUUUACGCAAACUGCUGGUGGUGUACUCUACCUUGCUGGGUCUCUACGGCCUGUUGAACCUAUACACACUCAUCUGGAUUUUACACAGCUCUCUACAUCAAUAUUCCUUUCACUCACUUAAGGACUUGAGCUCCCUCACAGACAUUCCCAACCUGAGAAAUGACCUGGCUUUUCUCUUAAAUAUGCUGGACCAGUACGACCAUCUGCGGGCCCAGCGUCUAUCCGUCUUCCUGUCACCCAACAGCGAGAGCAGGCUGAUGGAGGAAAACCUGGAGAGGCGCUGGGGGGAGGAGAAGCUGCAUUCCAUGAUCAGCAUGGACUCGGAGGGCUGCUCCAGGCUGCAGCUAGUGGCCCUGCCUCAGCUUCCUCCCGCCCUCUUCACCCUGACCCAGCUCCAAAUCCUCAAACUGGAGCUCAUCACUGACGCCAGGUUCACUGCACAAGUGUCCAACAUGUCCUCCCUCAGAGAACUCCAUCUUUACCAUUGCUCAGCAGCUGUGGAUCCAACUGCACUAGCGGUUCUCCAAGAACGUCUGGAGGUCCUUCAUCUCACCUUUACUCAGGUUUCAGAGAUCCCAAGCUGGGUCCUCUCCCUCCGCAACUUGCAUCAGCUCCACCUCAGUGGCCGUCUGAGCAGUGAAGGUGGAGUGGGUCGUGGAUGGGCAUUGGGAAGCCUGCGCCAACUGCGUCACCUUCGUGUGCUAGUGAUUCAAGGCAGGUUACAGCGAAUUCCUGGGGAGCUGUGUGAAGUGGCUGGCAGCCUGGUAAGGCUGGAGGUCUCCAACGAAGGCACCAGGCUGCUGGCACUAACAGGCCUAAAGCGAAUGUCUGACAUGACAGAGCUACUCCUCCAGGACUGCCAGUUGGAGCGUUUGCCCUCUGCCCUUGUGGCUCUGGCCAACCUCCGCUCACUUGACCUGCAGCAUAAUAAUUUGAGAACUCUGGAAGAACUCCUGACUCUGUCUCAUCUGCGGCGUCUCUCGACCUUCAGACUGGCAUAUAACCGUAUAUUGUCUCUUCCAGCCAGUGUUGGUAUGCUUCGUGGUCUGGAGCUCCUUGAUCUGUCAAAUAAUCAGCUGCGGAGCCUUCCCCCUGCACUCUUUACUCUUCGCUGCCUUCGUAAGCUGCUCUUGUCUGGAAACCUGCUUGAGGAACUACCUGCAGAGGUGAAGGCCUUGCAGCUGCUUUCAGAACUAGAUCUCAGCGGAAACAGGCUAGAGAGCCUCCCCCCUGAGCUAUUCAAUGGUUGUUUGGAGCUGCGGAUCCUAAAUGUUGCUCACAAUUCUCUCUGCUCAUUACCCAGAGGGAUUUCAGGUUUAAGUCAGCUGUGCAGGUUGGAUUUACGCAGUAACUGCCUGGAGGAACUGCCUGCUGAACUGGGCUGCUGCCCAGGGCUGCAUGCAGGUGGUCUUCUGGUAGAAGACUGGCUGUUUCAUUCUUUGCCCCUUAAUACCAGAGAUGUGCUUAGCCAUCCUCAUUCUACCUGCGGAGCAUAUUCAGAAGAGCGUUCCCGACCAGAGUCUGACAGUUUCCCAUACUUCUCUCCCACACUGUGGAGCUUCUCUUCAGCUCUGGAAUCACAGAUAUAACUUACAACAGAUCAAUAAAGCCUGUUUUAUCCCAGCUCAUACUUGAAAUAAUUGUAAACAACUGGCUGGAUAGUGAAAAACGCAUUAGCAAGUAUAUAUAUAUAUUUUAAACGCUAUGUAAGCAAACUAUAACAAAUUACACAAAGUAAAUUGACUGUAUGGAGUUGCUACAACAAUUUAGGUAGAGAAACAUGUUGCAUUUAUUGUGGAUGUAUAGUUGUAAGAAAGAGACUAUCUUCAUGUGUCUGCAAUAUUAUAUAAUA